GGGACCAAUCUCCAUGCUAUUCUUAACGCUAAUCAAAUCUAACUAAAAACAUCAUCUAGUCUAUAUCUACCGCAUCGCCAUGGCCUCAACACUGGGUCGUUAUCCGUUGCGUGCCAUGCUCAAUGGACCCUUGCGGAGCCGAGGACACACCACGCUCAAACCCCAUACGAUGGUCCACUUUUCGACAUGCCAAGCUCUCUGGCGCAACAAGGAAUCGACUUCGACAAACAAGAAAGACCCUGGAUAUUGGCAGUAUGAUUUCAGCUUCCGAACUCAGAUGGAGAAAAUUGUCUUGAUUGGUAUUCUUGCCUUGAUUGCGUCGGCGGGGCCUUGGUCGUGGUAUCGAGAUAUUCGCCACUGGUGGAGUGGGGUUCCGGAUGAUGAGGAUGAAUAGAGUAUGUUCCGAUGAUCGAUGUGGUGUAAUUGAAGCGAUUUAAUCAAAGAUUCUCUAUCUGCCACUUCUGUUGAAUGGUUGGGUCACAAACCGUAGUUAUGAUGAUUAUUUAACUUUCUGAUAUUAGGUACCUUUUAUCACGGUGUGAUUUCUGAUACUGCUCCGAGCCCGGCCUUCAGG
Molecule: messenger RNA, 574 nt
Organism: Aspergillus sclerotioniger CBS 115572
Lineage: Eukaryota; Fungi; Ascomycota; Eurotiomycetes; Eurotiales; Aspergillaceae
Exons: 1
Coding region: 80-394 (104 amino acids)
Source: RefSeq, a predicted model, not a curated record